Messenger RNA from Dufourea novaeangliae, 2615 nucleotides. Its product is annotated as methionine--tRNA ligase, mitochondrial-like. The transcript is spliced from 8 exons. The record is from RefSeq and is a predicted model, not a curated record. Bases 108 to 2612 code for a protein of 834 amino acids. Lineage: Eukaryota; Metazoa; Arthropoda; Insecta; Hymenoptera; Halictidae. Gene Ontology annotation, biological process: methionyl-tRNA aminoacylation; protein-containing complex assembly. Gene Ontology annotation, molecular function: methionine-tRNA ligase activity; ATP binding. Gene Ontology annotation, cellular component: mitochondrion.
ACUAUUUGAGUACAUAUGGCGAGGAGAGACAAUGGUAUAUAUUUAGUUAAUUUUUUCCCGCCGAAUUAUUAUUCGUAGUCGGUACUUAAUAUCGUUGUAAAUGAUCGAUGGCAAUUCCUCUACGGAACGUAAUACAAUUGUCGUCGUUGACAUUUAGGAAAAAUGUUCGCAUAGCUGCGAAAGGUGAUAGCAAACGAUUCAUCAUGACAAGCCGCAUGAGACUCGAAAAGGUUUUAGAAGAUCUUCAAAAGAAUCCUUAUUUUGACAAAUAUGCGGAAAAGAUAGCGAAACUUCAGAAGACUAGUCCCGAUGAGUUUCUGCAACGUGUCGAUAAUCAGGCGCAGAAGUCGCGAGAAAAGAAAGAGAAACAACAGCAAGGCUAUAAGUUUUAUCAGAGCCAGGCAAAACCAAAUUUGGAUCCAAACUAUAAGCCCAAACAGGCACAAUUAAGUAACAUAAUGAAAGUGGAUAUGAUUCAGGAUAAAACUAAGGAAGAGAUUGUAAAUAUAUGGAAAAAUUAUCACAAACAAAAGGAUUGCAUAUCUGGAAUAUUAGCACCAGACCAGUUCGACAAAAUGUUUGAGCGUGGAAAACAGUAUCCCACGUUCUUAUUGCCAUUACCUAGAGAACAUGGGUAUGAAUUUAUUGUUACCCAGUUCUAUGGUACAGAGGUUCAUAUGACACCGCUUUUGUGGUAUCAGGCACACAAGGAGAACUCUCCAGAGUGUUUAUCUAUGGUGCAUUAUCUAGAACUUAGAGAGAGCAAAGGCAUUGUGCUUAUGCGGGGUGAAUUUGAUAAAAACACCAUUGGCGUACAGGAAGCGCAAUGUUUAGCAAAUGAGUUACAAUUAUAUUACUGUACAGAUAAUCCAACAAGGUUACACUUAUUAGAGACAUUCACUAGUAAACCAGAUGAAUUCAAACACAUGGAUCUUGUAGCACAGUUGGAGACAAUACAAUUAGAAUUAAAUACUAACUUUUUAGUUGCAGUCCACCUAGCAAGGUCUUGUAGUACUCAAUCGUUAUGGGCGUUUCCAUCUGUGAAGACAAAAGUACAUAUGUCAUGGGCUCACAUUAGAAAAAACUGUUUUUCUGAUAAUGCGGCUACAAAAGUAUAUAUUACGACACCCAUAUUUUAUGUUAAUGCUGGGCCACAUAUUGGACACCUUUAUACUGCAGUUUUGGCAGAUGCUAUAACUAGAUUUAAUUCUAUGCUAGGACACUCUGUAUUCCUUUGCACAGGUACAGAUGAACACGGUACUAAAGUCGAGAAAGCUGCGAAUAAGGCAACUAUGCCAAUGCCUAUGUACUGUACUAAAGUUUCACAGCAAUUCCAACAAAUGUGCGACGCAUUCCAAGUCGACUAUUCACGGUUCAUUAGAACAACUGAGAAACAACACAAAGAAGCUGUUCAUCAUUUUUGGAAAAUCUUGUCGGAUUUGGAAUUAAUAGAACAGAAAGAUACUGCUGGAAAUGUUAUUCGUGUGUCUGCAGAAUCAGGAAAUCCUGUGGAAUGGACAGAAGAAGAUACUUAUAAGUUUCGUCUUUCUUCUUUCCAAGAUAACUUGAAAUAUUGGCUGAAAAACGAAAAUACAGUACAACCGGCAAUAUACCAUAAGAUUUUAUUUAAUUGGAUCGAAGAAGGUCUAGAAGAUUUAAGUAUUUCUAGACCAGUUACGAGAGUGCCAUGGGCCAUUCCUACACCUUCAGAUAAAUCUCACACAAUAUAUGUAUGGGUAGAUGCGUUAGUGAAUUAUUUGACUUCGAUAGGAUAUCCGGACAGUUCUUUUAAACAAUUUUGGCCGCCAACUGUACAAGUUGUAGGAAAAGAUAUAUUAAAAUUCCAUGGCAUAUAUUGGCCAGCAUUAUUAAUGGCUGUCGGUCUUGAACCACCAAAGAAACUUUUAUGUCAUGGACAUUGGACUGUUAACGACCAGAAAAUGUCGAAAUCCAAAGGAAACGUAAUUUCACCCUUUGAUGCCGUGGUUGAUUUUACAUCGGAUGGUCUACGGUACUUUCUGUUGCGACAGGCGGUACUUCACGCAGACGCAAAUUAUAACACAAAGAAAAUUCAGAACAUACUGAACGCUGAACUGGCCAAUACGUUAGGAAAUUUAGUUAAUCGAUGUUUAGGUAAAAGUAUCAAUCCGAGAAGAGUUAUACCCGAUCCGUCAAAGUGUGCGAGUGUCUUAAAAUCUGAAGCAGCUAUUGAAAAUAUAAAAGUUUUGGAAGAAAUCGGCGACAGAGCUAGAGAAUUUUAUGAGGAAUAUUGUUUGCAUCAUGUAGUAGACGAAGUCAUGAGUUUGUUGCGCGCCGCGAAUAUAAUGUUCGACCAUCAUAAACCAUGGCAUUUAUGCAAAUCUAAGGAUCUUGACUCGUUGAAAGAAUUAGAGGCUGUGAUAUCUUUGGCCCUAGAAAGCGUACGAGUGGCUGCUAUAAUAUUACAGCCUAUUGUACCAACACUGACCUCUAGUCUUCUAGACUCGCUAGAAGUAUCGAAAGAAAAUCGUACUUGGGAUGACACGAGACCCCUUCACGUGACAAAUGUUUCAAAUAGAGUAGAACGGACUGUAUCACAGAAAAUGUUAUUAUUUAAGAAAAUAAAAGAUUAAGGA